Molecule: messenger RNA, 3356 nt
Organism: Ananas comosus (pineapple)
Lineage: Eukaryota; Viridiplantae; Streptophyta; Magnoliopsida; Poales; Bromeliaceae
Product: monosaccharide-sensing protein 2-like
Exons: 7
Coding region: 722-2971 (749 amino acids)
Biological process (GO): transmembrane transport
Cellular component (GO): membrane
Molecular function (GO): myo-inositol:proton symporter activity
Source: RefSeq, a predicted model, not a curated record
UCUCUCUCUCUCUCUCUCUCUCUCUCUCUCUCUCUCUCUCUAUUUCUACGUAGCCAUUUAUUUAACCAAAUAAAUUACGCAUUUUUGUGGGGUUUUUUCGCGCGAUUUGGCGCUGGGAGUUCUCCUUGUUCCAGCGCAUUCUUAGAGAGAGAGGGAGAGAAAGGAGAGAGAGAGAGAGGAGAGAGGAGAGAGAGGAGAUCGAGCUCGUGACAGAGUGGGAACAGCUACGAUCGAGGGGAGCGCCUGCAAUAAUUUUAUAUUUAUUUCCAUUUUGGCCCAUCCCAUGGUGGAAACUAUACAAAUUUCCCGAGCAACGCAGCGCGAUUUAAGCGCCCCUAACGUGACCGUUGUCCCCUUUUAGCGCGUAAAAAUCCAAUCUUUAUGCUUGUUUUGCGAAUUCGGGAGAUGGGUUGGGCGAUUUCUUGCAAAAAGUUGGGAUCUUGAGGCUUUACCCGUUUGUUUCAGCCCUGUGGAAGCUAUUCUAGAGAGAGAAAGGGAGUAUAGAGAGAGAGAGAGUGGUAGCGAGGUGAGAGGAGAGAGAGAGAGAGGGAGAGAUAUUGGAGGGGGGGCCUUCUAGGGUUCCUGAUCUGAGUUUGAGUUCCUCAGGAUUAAUCAUGUUUGCCAUUUUUGAAUCCAUCAGCUAAUUUUUGGCUCUUUUUUGUGUUCUUUUUAUAGAUUACUUUGUUCUGGGAAACUGAUUCAUUCUUUUCUGUAAAAAGAGAUGUCGGGAGCCGUUCUAGUUGCGAUCGCUGCGUCGAUCGGUAAUUUGUUGCAGGGAUGGGAUAAUGCCACCAUUGCAGGAGCCGUCCUCUAUAUAAAGAGGGAAUUCAAGUUACAGAAUGAGCCUACUAUCGAGGGGCUAAUCGUCGCCAUGUCACUUAUUGGGGCCACAAUAAUCACGACGUUCUCCGGAGCAGUAUCGGAUUGGGUUGGUCGCCGCCCGAUGCUAAUUCUCUCAUCAAUUCUCUAUUUUCUUGGCGGUCUCAUAAUGUUGUGGGCUCCCAAUGUUUAUAUGCUACUUCUAGCAAGGCUUAUUGAUGGAUUUGGUAUCGGAUUGGCGGUCACUCUUGUUCCGGUAUAUAUUUCUGAGACUGCCCCUCCAGAAAUAAGAGGGUUGCUGAAUACUUUGCCUCAGUUCAGUGGUUCGGGAGGAAUGUUUUUGUCUUAUUGUAUGGUUUUUGGUAUGUCAUUGAUGCCGAAACCGGAUUGGAGGGUGAUGCUUGGAGUUCUCUCAAUUCCUUCGCUAUUGUACUUCGCCUUAACAAUUUUCUAUUUACCGGAAUCUCCGAGGUGGCUCGUGAGUAAAGGGAGAAUGGUCGAAGCAAAACAGGUUUUGCAGAGACUACGAGGAAGGGAAGAUGUCGCAGGAGAAAUGGCUCUGCUUGUUGAAGGAUUGGGCGUAGGAGGGGACACGUCCAUUGAGGAAUACAUCAUCGGACCCGCUAAUGAGCCGACCGACGAACAUGCUGCUCCCUCUGACAAGGAACAGAUCACACUAUACGGUCCUGAAGAGGGCCUUUCUUGGGUCGCCCGGCCCGUUAAGGGUUCAAGUGCCCUAGGAAGUGCACUAGCCCUUGCCUCUCGCCACGGCAGUAUGGUGAACCAAAACGUUCCUCUCAUGGACCCCGUAGUUACCCUUUUCGGAAGCGUCCACGAGAAACUCCCCGAAACAGGAAGCACAUUAUUUCCCAAUUUUGGCAGUAUGUUCAGCGUAGCAGAGAAUCAACCCAAAACUGAGCAUUGGGAUGAAGAGAGCAUUCAAAGAGAAGGGGAAGAAAAUUAUGCGUCUGAUAAUGGUGAAGGCGAUUAUGAUGAUAAUAACCUUCAAUCUCCGUUGCUUUCCCGCCAAACAACAUGCAUGGAAGGGGGGAAGGAUGUUGUAGUACCAAAGAGUGCUAAUGGAAGUGUUUUAAGUAUGAGAAGGAAUAGUAGCCUCUUGCAAGGUUCUUCUUCAGCAGUGAAUAGUAUGGGCAUUGGCGGAGGAUGGCAGUUGGCUUAUAAAUGGUCAGAGAAAGAAACGCUGGAUGGAAAGAAAGAAGGCGGUUUUAAAAGAAUAUAUUUGCACCAAGAGGGUGUGCAAGGGUCGAGAAGAGGCUCUCUUCUUUCAAUUCCUGGAGUCGAUGCUCCUGAAGAAGGGAGUGAGUUUAUACAUGCAGCAGCAUUGGUGAGCCAGUCCGCUCUUUACUCUAAGGAACUGUUGGACCAGGGCCAGCGACCAGUUGGUCCGGCUAUGGUCCAUCCGUCAGAGGCGGCUGCUCGCGGCCCGGUGUGGAGGGAUCUCUUAGAGCCUGGAGUUAAGCAUGCAUUGCUUGUUGGUGUUGGGAUCCAAAUCCUUCAGCAGUUUGCUGGCAUAAAUGGAGUUCUCUACUAUACCCCUCAAAUACUCGAGCAAGCCGGUGUGGAUGUACUCCUUGCAAAUAUUGGCAUUAGGCCGGAUUCAGCAUCUAUUCUCAUCAGUGCUCUUACCACUCUGUUAAUGCUCCCCGCUAUUGGUGUCGCCAUGAGGCUCAUGGAUCUUUCAGGAAGAAGGUUUUUACUGUUGACUACUAUUCCUGUCCUCGUAGCCUCCUUGAUCAUCUUGGUCAUCUCCAACGUCGUGGCCAUGGGCACGGUUCUUCAUGCAGUACUUUCCACCGUCAGCGUGAUCGUCUACUUCUGCUGCUUUGUUAUGGGCUUCGGCCCGAUCCCCAACAUUCUCUGUGCGGAGAUCUUCCCGACGCGGGUCCGUGGUAUCUGCAUCGCGAUUUGCGCGCUGACCUUCUGGUUCGGCGAUAUCAUUGUCACCUACACGCUUCCGGUGAUGCUCAACUCCAUCGGCCUCGCGGGCGUUUUCGGAAUAUAUUCCAUCGUUUGCGUGGCUGCUUUCAUAUUCGUCUUCCUUAAGGUCCCCGAAACCAAAGGCAUGCCUCUUGAGGUCAUUACGGAGUUCUUCGCGGUCGGCGCAAAGCAGGUCCAGGCUGCUAAAGAGUGAAUUGAGUCUGAAAACUUUUUGGAUUACUAAUUGCACCGCAUUUAUCAAUUCUUUUGGGGCUUCUUUACAAAGUUCAAAGUUAGGGUGAAAGAGAAAAGAAGUGAAGGAUACUUAAAACCGGAAGAAGGCUCGGGAUUUUGCCGCGAUGGGGUGGAUGAAUUUGUUAUUUUGGUAUUUAUAUUUUGCAAAGAAGUAUUCAUUAUAGCAGGACAUUCCAAAAUGUUCUGCUUUUUGUGUUUAGUUUCCUUAUGUUUGUUUAAUUGUGACAUUUGUUUUGUAAACAUUGAAGCAAUUUUGAUCUGUUAGAAACCGGUCCGAUUAUUUUGUGUUGUCUCUGUUCUAAUAAAGGAAUAGUUUGCAAAAUAAGAUUCUGAUUACUUUCUUA